AUGACAUUCCCACCGAGCCCAGAUGUAGCAUCUGAACCUAUUGCGGUGACUGAAGAGAUUCCAGUCUUACAAUCCGAAUCUUCGCCAACUCUCGAACCCGAUACCACACCCGCUGCCCCUACCGAAGAUCAAGCUGAAUCGGUCAAUCCAGUAGAUGUUCAGAGUAGUACGGAUAUAGUUGCUUUUGUAUUUCCAAAUAGGACUGGAAGAUCACCCAAGAAAGUUUAUAUCAAGCUUGAGCUAUUGCAAGGCAUCGAACAUUUCAAAAAAUUGCUUGAAGGCAGUGCAGCUGAGUCAGAGAUCCCAAGCCGCUAUCCUCCAUUUCGCGCCCUAGUCAUAACGAUUACAGAAAUGUUUGGCUCGUUGAUAGGACCAUGGAUGAACAGGGCCAACUGCCGAGCAGAAGCUCUUCUCGCUCGGCUCCCCACCAUUGGUCGAAUCUUCCGGUUUGCCCAGGAAUAUCUGGUGCCGAGUAUGACACGGGUGUUGAUAGGCUUGUUUAAGUUGAUCGGAUCAGGGGUUGAACUGAUCCUUGAGGAAUUAAUUACGCUGGUGGAGAAUAUAAUGAAUCCGAAAGAUCAAGAUCUGAUGUUAGUUAAAAAGAUCUGGAUGAUGACUACUCUUGGUAGGAUUCGAGUAGGUUUGAAAUACAUCUUAGAAUCUUGGAAAGGGCUCAGAGCUUUUUUAUUGAGAUCAGAGGAAUGGGAUGAAGAGGAAGAUAUCGAGUCUUUUUGUGAGGAUAAUGAAGGAUAUGAAAUGACAAAUAAUCGAGAGAUUCAAAGGAUGAUUGUAAUUAAUGACGCUGCAUACUCCACGUAUAAAGCCCUGGCGGACUAUCUGGAGCACCGAACGGUGAACUUUGCGCCUCUGCGGUCCAAGUUUGAGUGUCAAAAAGCAUUGUUAAUCUCCACGGUCGGUCUAGGAAGCUUCCCCCUGAUUAUCGAAGUUAUCUUCACUCACGUUUGA
This is a messenger RNA of Melampsora larici-populina 98AG31, 966 nucleotides long. RefSeq lists its product as uncharacterized. The record is from RefSeq and is a predicted model, not a curated record. The transcript is spliced from 6 exons. NCBI's taxonomy places the organism in Eukaryota, Fungi, Basidiomycota, Pucciniomycetes, Pucciniales, Melampsoraceae. Bases 1 to 966 code for a protein of 321 amino acids.